Molecule: messenger RNA, 709 nt
Organism: Eurytemora carolleeae
Lineage: Eukaryota; Metazoa; Arthropoda; Copepoda; Calanoida; Temoridae
Product: translationally-controlled tumor protein homolog
Exons: 6
Coding region: 86-604 (172 amino acids)
Cellular component (GO): cytoplasm
Molecular function (GO): calcium ion binding
Source: RefSeq, a predicted model, not a curated record
UUCCUCCUUCCUUUCCGCCCGUACCUUGUGUUGAACGAGUGUCUGGAAUUAUUCCUUGCUCAAUUUCUUCUCUUAAUCCCACAACAUGAAGAUCUUCAAGGAUGUUUUCUGCGGUGAUGAGCUGUUCUCUGACACCUACAAGAUGAAGCUGGUCGAUGACUGCAUGUGGGAGGUCUACGGCAAGCACGAGACCCGAGUUGAGGGAGAGAUUCAGCUUGCUGGAUCCAACGCAUCUGCCGAGGAGGCUGAUGAAGGAUGUGAUUCUAGCGCAGUAUCUGGCGUUGAUAUCAUUCUUAACCAUAGAUUGGUAGAAACCGGAUUCGGAAGCAAGAAGGAUUACACCGUCUACCUGAAGGAUUACAUGAAGAAGGUGAUUAAGCACCUCGAGGACAACAACAGGGGUGAGGAGGUUGAGACCUUCAAGAACAAUAUUAACAAAGUGAUGAAGGAACUUCUAGGAAAAUUCAAGGAUCUCCAAUUCUACACCGGAGAGUCCAUGGACGCCGAGGCCAUGAUCUGCAUCCUGGACUACAAGGAGAUUGACGGGGUUGAAACUCCCUGCCUCAUGGCCUUCAAGCAUGGCCUGGAGGAGGAGAAGUGUUAAACCUACAAAGGACUCGCGAAGCUUGACAAGAAACAUCUACCAGACAAUAUUCGUGUAUCACGGGCUAUUUUCAAAUAAAACCUUUAAUAUAUUUUUAAUAUUUUA